Molecule: messenger RNA, 636 nt
Organism: Tinamus guttatus (white-throated tinamou)
Lineage: Eukaryota; Metazoa; Chordata; Aves; Tinamiformes; Tinamidae
Source: RefSeq, a predicted model, not a curated record
AUGGCUCAAGAGACAAACCAGACUCCAGGGCCCAUGCUGUGUCGUACAGGAUGUGGAUUUUAUGGAAAUCUUAGGACAAAUGGGAUGUGUUCGGUUUGCUAUAAAGAACAUCUUCAGCGACAGCAGAAUAGUGGUAGAAUCAGCCCAAUGGGAACGACCAGUGUUUCUAACAGUCCUGCCUCGGACUCUGCAUCUAUACAAAGAGCAGACAUUAGCUUAAACAAGUGUCAGGGUGCUGCUGGCAGCACAUUUGAAAAGUCAAGAAAUGUACCUGUUGCUGCUUUGCCUGUAACACAGCAAAUGACAGAAAUGAGCAUUUCGAGAGAGGAAAAAUUAACACCGAAAACAGAAACUGAACCAGUUGUUACUCAACCGAGCCCGUCAGUUUCUCAGCCUGGUAUCUCACAGAAUGAAGAGAGAGCUCCUGAGCUGCCCAAAGUAAAGAAGAACAGAUGUUUCAUGUGCAGAAAGAAGGUUGGCCUUACAGGAUUUGACUGCCGAUGUGGAAACUUGUUUUGUGGACUUCACCGUUAUUCUGACAAGCAUAACUGUCCAUAUGAUUACAAAGCAGCAGCUGCAGCAAAAAUCAGGAAAGAGAACCCAAUUGUGAUGGCUGAAAAAAUCCAGAGAAUAUAA